AUGGCUCUCCAUGUGACCAUAACCACACGUGACUUUGUGAAACCAGCAGAGCAGGCACCAUCAACCAUACUAGACCUAUCAGUCAUCAAUAGAUUACCGGUUCUAAGGUGCAAUGCUCGAACCUUGCAUGUAUUCAGACAUGGCCCUGAAGCGUCCACCGUCAUUAAAGAUGCCUUGUCCAAAGCUUUAGUUCCGUACUACCCUCUUGUAGGAAGGCUCUCUCAGCCUUCACAUGGUCCCCUUCGCAUUGAAUGCUCAGGCGAAAGAGUGUGGUUCAUUAAGGCAUCGGCCCCUUGUACCCUUGCUUCUGUCAAUUACUUCGAUGACGUUCAAUCUAUCCCGUAUAAUGAUCUUUUUCAUCCUAUCCCUGACACUGAGAUUGAAGGCAUCGACCCCCUCAUCAAAAUACAGGUGACACAAUUUGGUUGCGGGGGAUUUGUGAUAGGCCUAAUAUUCUGCCAUAGCGUAUGUGAUGGCCUUGAAAAACCAAGCAUAACUCUAGUAUGGCACAAGGACUUCUUUCCACUUACACCUAACGAAGAAAUUGUGGCUGCAUUGCCAAAAAUGCCAUCUGGUCCACCACCAAUUCUACAGUAUAGGCUAGAACAUGAUAAUUUAGACAUACCCACAGAUCACGUUCACCGACUUAAGUGAGAGUUUCAGGAAGUAACUGGAGAGAAUUAUUCUGCCUUUGAGGUUGUAGUCGCAGGGCUUUGGAUCAGUCGAACUAGAGCUAUAAACUUGGAUCCAAAGACCCUUGUGAAAUUAAUCUUCUUUGCCAAUUGCCGUCAGCUCUUGAAGCCACCUCUGCCUCAAGGCUUCUAUGGGAAUUGCUUCUUCCCUGUGACAAUUACUAUUCCAUUUGAGUCGCUUACAUGGACAUCGAUUAUCGGAGCAAUUAAGAUGAUUUAAGAAGCCAAGGCUAGGCUUCCUGUGGAGUUUGGUAAAUACUUGAAGAGUGAGCAUUUGAAAGACGGGGAAGACCCAUUUGCUCCUCCACUGACAUACACAACUCUAUUCAUAUUAGAGUGGGGAUGGCUGGGAUUCAACUAGGUGGACUACCAGUGGGGGCCACCAAUCCAUGUGGUUCCCUUACAAGGCUCCAGUGUCAUACCAGUUGGCAUUAUAGGGUCCCUGCCCCUGCCAAGGAAAGGGAUUUGGUUGAUAACUUGGUGCGUGGAGGAGGUGCAUCGUGGUCCCUUCCUUGAUCACGUGGCCUAA
Molecule: messenger RNA, 1221 nt
Organism: Prosopis cineraria
Lineage: Eukaryota; Viridiplantae; Streptophyta; Magnoliopsida; Fabales; Fabaceae
Product: acyl transferase 4
Source: RefSeq, a predicted model, not a curated record